Diachasmimorpha longicaudata is the source of this 793-nucleotide messenger RNA. RefSeq names its product large ribosomal subunit protein bL35m (gene mRpL35). The record is from RefSeq and is a predicted model, not a curated record. Gene Ontology annotation, biological process: translation. Gene Ontology annotation, molecular function: structural constituent of ribosome. Gene Ontology annotation, cellular component: ribosome; mitochondrion. The transcript has 4 exons. Bases 127 to 729 code for a protein of 200 amino acids. Lineage: Eukaryota; Metazoa; Arthropoda; Insecta; Hymenoptera; Braconidae.
UUCUUGUCCGAUUUUCUGGCCACGUGAGCGUUGCUAUUGCUCGAUGGCUCUCUCAAUUACUCAGAAAAACAUUUAGAAAUAAUGAGUGAUAACUCAGUGUAACCGGUGACUAGCAAUUCCUCGAGAAUGCUGUCGACACUCUUCGGAGCUGCUCUGAGAGGAGCUGUUCGAUGCCGAGCUGUCGUGUCAUCCCCUAAACUACAAAAUUAUGGAUUUACCGAGGGCAAACCCCUUUUUGGAGGGCUAAAAUCCAGCUUCGAUAGUGAAUAUCGAGGGAUUUCCUCCCUUAUGUCGUCAAUGAGAUUGAGCCAAAAUGUUAAGACGUCACCAAUUGCUCCUGCUGGAGGCUUAUUAACAAAAUCAGUUGAGUCAGCUGUUCUUACUCGAUAUACGCCCACUCGUACUGUCAUCAAGUUCACAAAGUCCAAGGGAAAGCGAGCGACUGUCAAAACUGUCCUGAAACGAUUCUACCGACUGAAUUGGGGAAUCUGGAUAAGAACCAAAGCCAGCAGACACAAGCGAAGAUGGAAAAAAAGCGCUGCCAAUGCUCGACGCUCUCGUCAACACGUAUUCUGCAAUUCUACUCAGUCUUGGAUGCUGGACAAAAUGGUCUCGCCAUUCUGGAGGAAGCCCAAGUUCUGGGUCGAUGACCCUUACGCUCCAUAUCACAAACGUGAGGAGUUCUGGGCCACCAGGACUAAACCAUUACCCAUUACCCCGAAGGAAUAACUUGAUUUAGAUGUUAUGACGGUGGUGUAUUAUAAAUAAUAAUAAAAAUAUGGUUAACACGGUG